AACUAUCCUCGUUGUCCGAUCUGCUCUCACCUUCUCGUCAUAUGUCAUGGUUGUUCGAAUGUCACCUGCGAUAACAGUUGCUGUAAAGGUGCCAACCUCAUUAGUUUUGUAUCUUCGUGUCAGUCAUGCUUUUCGACCCUUGCAAUGACGAAGAAGUGCAGCCAAUACGACUGUUCCUCUCGCGCACAUUUUAUUGGUGGCGUAAUCUGUCCUGAUUGCGUCAGACCCAUGGACGGUCACAUACUUUGUCUCUGCGAGGACAACUGGAUUUGUGGCACGUGUGCCACUGAGGAGAAAAUUCUGAAUCAUUGUGGACGCUGUCCAAAAUGUCAGAACUGCUUUUGUUUCUUCAGGUGCAGAUACAUUGACGUGUGCGCGGAUUGUCGCACGAUGACGCUAUGCAACGAUUGCAUGGAAGAAGACAUGGCUGACGAGGAGGAGUCUUCAAGCGCAAACAAGAGCGCAUUCCUUGUGGCGACGUGCGAAGAAUGUCGGGGCAGAAUCUGUAUAGACUGCUUUAACGAGCGUGAAUCCCGUUGUGAAUCUUGUAACAGUGUUCAUUGCCGCGAUUGCACGGACUACGAAGAGUGUCCGGAAUGUGGGGAGCUUAUGUGCCUGACUUGCGCCACGGAAGAUGGGUGUCGGGGGUGCGAGGAAGACUUCUAGUUGUGCAUGUGGCAGCUUCAGGAUACUCGCAGCCGAGGGAAGUCUGUCGACUCGGAAUCGGCCAGUAGCGAGUUUUGACAGACGGAUGUCGACAAAACCUUUUGUCACUUUCGCUCGAUGUGCUUUGGCUUUCGAAGUAAUUUUACCCGUUCAGGUUUUCGUAUUACUUCCCGAAUGCAAACAUUUGCUUUUGCGAAAACGUCUCCGAGAUGUACACAAACGAAUGAGGCGGAUAUUCCCUGAACGUGAAUAUAUCCAAAGCUCAGG
Molecule: messenger RNA, 933 nt
Organism: Suillus subaureus
Lineage: Eukaryota; Fungi; Basidiomycota; Agaricomycetes; Boletales; Suillaceae
Exons: 2
Coding region: 145-666 (173 amino acids)
Source: RefSeq, a predicted model, not a curated record